This is a messenger RNA of Pezoporus occidentalis (night parrot), 2130 nucleotides long. RefSeq names its product paired like homeodomain 3 (gene PITX3). Lineage: Eukaryota; Metazoa; Chordata; Aves; Psittaciformes; Psittacidae. Gene Ontology annotation, biological process: regulation of transcription by RNA polymerase II; anatomical structure morphogenesis. The transcript has 4 exons. The record is from RefSeq and is a predicted model, not a curated record. Bases 298 to 1176 code for a protein of 292 amino acids. Gene Ontology annotation, cellular component: nucleus. Gene Ontology annotation, molecular function: RNA polymerase II cis-regulatory region sequence-specific DNA binding; DNA-binding transcription factor activity, RNA polymerase II-specific.
GCGGGAGCGGGGCGCUCAGUGCAGCUGGCGGGGGGCGCCGGCCGCCCGCCAUAAAGUGAAUGGCCAGGGUGAAUGGGAGGCAGUCGGUUGGCGCCCUCCGCCCUUCCCGUGAGCCGCGGGCCGGCAGCAAGGCGCAGAGUGCCCCGGGAGCCGGGGGGAUUUACUUUCUGACGGCGGCAGAGCAGCCCGGGCCGCGGGGCGGGGGCCAGCUUCGCCCCUCUCGCAGGAUUAAGGCCGCCCAGCUGAGCCCGCAUCUGGAGCCGCUAUUCCACCUCUUCUGCCAGCCAUCCCUGCCCCAUGGAUUUCAACCUGCUGGCAGAUGCGGAGGCACGCAGCCCAGCCUUGUCUCUCUCAGACUCUGGAACCCCUCAACACGAGCACAGCUGCAAAGGACAGGACCACAGUGACACUGAGAAGUCCCAGCAAAACCAGACGGACGACUCCAACCCUGAAGACGGCUCACUCAAGAAGAAGCAGCGGCGGCAGAGGACGCACUUCACCAGCCAGCAGCUCCAGGAGCUGGAAGCCACUUUCCAGAGAAACCGUUACCCAGACAUGAGCACCAGGGAGGAGAUUGCAGUCUGGACCAACCUGACGGAGGCACGAGUGCGGGUCUGGUUCAAAAACCGCAGAGCUAAGUGGAGGAAACGGGAGAGGAACCAACAGGCCGAACUGUGCAAGAACAGCUUUGGAGCACAGUUCAAUGGACUGAUGCAGCCUUACGAUGACAUGUAUUCCAGCUAUUCCUACAACAACUGGGCCACCAAGGGGCUCACCACCAGCCCACUCUCAGCCAAAAGCUUCCCAUUCUUCAACUCCAUGAACGUCAGUCCCCUCUCCUCCCAGCCCAUGUUCUCCCCACCCAGCUCCAUCACCUCAAUGACCAUGCCCUCAUCCAUGGUCCCUUCUGCAGUGACCGGAGUACCGGCUUCCAGCCUCAACAAUCUGGGAAACAUCAACAACCUGAAUAGCCCAAGCCUCAACUCUGCUGUCUCAUCCAGUGCCUGUCCUUACGCCUCAACAGCCAGCCCCUACAUGUACAGGGACACAUGCAACUCCAGCCUGGCCAGCCUGCGGCUGAAGGCCAAGCAGCACGCUAACUUCACCUACCCGGCAGUGCAGACAGCAGCUUCCAAUCUGAGCCCUUGCCAAUAUGCCGUAGACAGGCCCGUAUGAAGGGCUGCCCUCCGCCAACCAGGGACUUGACCUUAGCCUGACAAAAGGAGACCUUUAGCCCUACAACAGCGUACGUACUGCAGAGAAUGAGAGUGAACGCAGGAGAGCAAGAGAGUGAGAGAGCAAGAAUGAGAGGCGAGCAGGCAGACGGACCUUUAUGAAGAUUUGUCUAACUAUCGUAUGGUGAAUUUUGACUGUCUUUCCCUUCCCAAACCCCUUCUCCUCUUUGCCCACCAAACCUUCUCCUUUGUGGUAAAGAAACCAAAACAGUCUACUGGAAGCCCUAUGGGGAAAUAGGAGCCCCAACGCGUAGGGUGCCUGACCCACGGGCAGCAGAAUUGAAUGUGUUUCUAUCUGCCCCUCUGAGCCCCACAGGGCUAAUGCCACCCCUCGAAGGAACAGCUAGGAACAGGGCAAUGCAGGCUGCCAUUCGGUGCUUGGAUGACCCCUUCUCCCUGCACACGUGCAAGAUUUCAGAUGGAGACAUCUUGCCCACAUAUUUAUCACACAGCCAGUAAAGAAAGCCUUGUCUCAGUCGGUUGGCAUCAUUCUUUAUAAUGCAUAUAUACACAUAGCCCUUCAGACUUGAAGCCUUUAGGACCUGAGAGUUGUAAGAAUAUGUGUGUGUAUAUAUCUCAUAUAUAUACAAAUACAUAUAUAGACAUUAAAACAUGCUUUUUUGUUCUGUAUAUGAAAUAAUUUACAACGUAGACCUUAAAACCAAAAACCCCAUAAAGCAAGCACAUCCACUGAGGCAAUGUCCUGCCUGUCAUGCUUUACUGCUUCAGUCAUUUCCAGUCAGACAGGAACACUUUUGCCAGUGUACAUCCAAAGCAUCCCCUUUUGCAACGAUCAGCUACCCCCUGCAUAUCUUCCCUUACUUUCCCUUCUCCAAAUCCCAUUUCCAAACAAGGUAAUAAAAUAAAAGUUGGCACAAUCCCUUUAAGGCAUCUG